Molecule: messenger RNA, 1349 nt
Organism: Cygnus olor (mute swan)
Lineage: Eukaryota; Metazoa; Chordata; Aves; Anseriformes; Anatidae
Gene: ILKAP
Product: ILK associated serine/threonine phosphatase
Exons: 12
Coding region: 42-1211 (389 amino acids)
Biological process (GO): protein dephosphorylation
Molecular function (GO): protein serine/threonine phosphatase activity; cation binding
Source: RefSeq, a predicted model, not a curated record
CAGGGGCGGGGGCGCGGCGGCGGCGGCGGCGGCGGCAGCGGAUGGACCUGUUCGGGGACCUGCCCGAGCCCGGCGGGGCGGCGGGGGGGAAGGAGGCCCCGGGCGGGCCGCGGCUCUUCGACGACCUCCCGCCGGCCGGCAGCGCCGAGGCAGGCGCGGGGGGCUCGCUGCUCUUCGACGACCUCCCGCCGGCCGGCAGCGGCGACCCAGCCUCCAGCGCUGCCGAGCAGGUCUCAGCAGGGAGCCAGGUGAAAGGGGAGAAGAGGAAGUCCUUGGAGGAGGAAGAGAAGAAUGGCAGGGAAGAACUUGUGGAAAAGAAAGUUUGUAAAGAGUCAGUGGGCAUCCUCGGACUGAAGGGUUACGUGGCGGAGAGGAAAGGUGAAAGGGAAGACAUGCAGGACGCCCACGUCAUCCUGAACGAUAUCACGGAGGAGUGUCAGCCGCUGCCCUCCCAAAUCACGCGCGUCUCGUACUUCGCUGUUUUUGAUGGCCACGGGGGAGUCCGAGCCUCAAAAUUUGCGGCACAGAACCUGCACCUCAACCUCAUCAAGAAGUUUCCGAAAGGUGAGGUGGUCAGCGUGGAGAAGACAGUGAAGAGAUGCCUUCUGGACACCUUCAAACAUACAGACGAAGAGUUUCUAAAGCAGGCAUCCAGCCAGAAGCCGGCGUGGAAGGAUGGCUCCACAGCGACUUGUGUCCUAGCUGUCGACAACAUUCUCUACAUCGCCAACCUGGGGGACAGCCGGGCGAUCCUGUGUCGGUACAAUGAAGAGAGUCAGAAGCACACGGCCUUAAGCCUUAGCAAGGAACACAACCCCACCCAGUACGAGGAGCGCAUGCGGAUACAGAAAGCCGGGGGAAAUGUCAGGGAUGGCAGAGUCCUCGGAGUGCUGGAGGUUUCCCGCUCCAUCGGGGAUGGCCAGUACAAACGCUGCGGUGUUAUCUCUGUGCCAGACAUCAAACGCUGCCAGCUCAUGCACAAUGACAGGUUCAUCCUGAUAGCGUGUGAUGGCCUCUUUAAAGUCUUUACGCCAGAAGAAGCUGUGAACUUCAUCGUAUCCUGCCUGGAGGAUAAGAACAUCCAGGCGAGAGAAGGGAAGCUGGAAGCAGAUGCCAGAUACGAAGCUGCCUGUAACAGACUGGCCAACAAGGCGGUGCAGCGAGGGUCAGCAGACAACGUUACGGUCAUGGUGGUCCGGAUAGAGCACUGAACGACGAGGGGCAGCAGCAGGGCCCCCAGCUUGUGGCAGAUGUAAAGAUGGGAGAAGUUGGCGUGGGUGCGUGCGUGGCGGGGGGAGGGAGGCUCCUGCUGGGUGCUCCUCAGUGUAAAUAAAGUUUUUUUUCUAAUA